CUAUUGGGAUCCCUCAGCACUGGGAUCCCUCGUCACUGGGAUCCCCUGGCACUGGGACCCUGCAGCAAUGGGAUCCCCUGGUAUUGGGAUCCCUUGGCACUGGGAUUCCCUGGGGAUUGGCACCCCCCAACACUGGGAUCUCUUGGCACUGGGAUCCCCCAACACUGGGAUCCCUCAGCAUUGGGAUCCUCCCAGCACUGGGAUCUCCUGGCGCUCAGAUUUCUUGGCACUGGGAUCUCUCGGCACCAGGAUCCCUCAACACUGGGAUCCCCCCAGCACUGGGAUCUCUGGCACUGGGAUCCUGCAGCAAUGGGAUCUCCUGGUACUGGGAUCCUUUGGCACUGGGAUCCCCAGCCCUGGGAUCCCCUGGGGACCGGGGCCGCUCAGCACCGGGCUCCCCUGGCACCGGCCCCGCUGGCAGCGAGCUCCCUCCGGCGCUGAGGCCCCUGCCCCGGGAGGGCCAUAUCCCGACAGGCGCUAUCGCGACACGCCAACAUGGCGGCCGCCGCCGCCCCUGCCGGCGGGGAGCGGAAGGGGAGGGGCGGGGCCCGCGCCAGCGGUGACGUCGCGGUGCGUGGCGGCGGCGCCGCGAGGAGCGGGAGCGGGUGAGGGGGGGCAAGAUGGCGGCGGGGCCGAUUUCGGAGCGGAACCAGGACGCCACGGUGUACGUGGGGGGGCUGGACGAGAAGGUGAGCGAGCCGCUGCUCUGGGAGCUCUUCCUCCAGGCAGGACCCGUGGUCAACACCCACAUGCCCAAAGACCGGGUGACGGGCCAGCACCAAGGCUAUGGCUUCGUGGAAUUCCUGAGCGAGGAGGACGCGGAUUACGCCAUUAAGAUCAUGAACAUGAUCAAGCUGUACGGGAAGCCCAUCCGGGUGAACAAAGCCUCAGCCCACAACAAAAACCUGGACGUGGGGGCCAACAUCUUCAUCGGCAACCUGGACCCUGAGAUCGAUGAGAAGCUGCUCUACGACACCUUCAGCGCCUUCGGGGUCAUCCUGCAGACACCCAAGAUCAUGCGAGACCCCGACACGGGCAACUCCAAGGGUUAUGCCUUCAUCAACUUCGCCAGCUUCGAUGCCUCCGAUGCCGCCAUCGAGGCCAUGAAUGGACAGUACCUCUGCAACAGGCCCAUCACCGUGUCCUACGCCUUCAAGAAGGAUUCCAAGGGCGAGCGGCACGGCUCGGCCGCCGAGCGCCUGCUGGCAGCGCAGAACCCGCUCUCGCAGGCAGACCGGCCCCAUCAGCUCUUUGCUGAUGCUCCUCCUCCUCCCUCCGUCCCCACCCCUGUUGUCACCACCCUGGGGCCCGGUGUCACCCCUCCAGGUCUCCCGCCCCCUGGAUCAUUCCCGCCUCCGGUGCCUCCCCCCGGAGCGAUGCCUCCCGGGAUGCCUCCUGCCAUGCCACCUCCUCCCAUGCCACCCGGCGCCGGUGCCCCCGGGCCCCCGUCCGGGGCUGCACCCACCGCGGGGCACCCACCUCACCCGCACCCCUUCCCUCCGGGCGGGAUGCACCAUCCAGGAAUCCCUCCCAUGCAAGUGCACCACGGGCCGCCAGGGAUGGGCCAGCAUCACCCAGGACCCCCGGGCUCCGGCGGGCAGCCCCCCCCGCGGCCCCCGCCUGGCAUGCCGCACCCUGGCCCCCCACCCAUGGGGAUGCCACCCCGAGGACCUCAUUUUGGGUCGCCCAUGGGUCACCCAGGCCCCAUGCCCCACCACGGCAUGCGUGGGCCCCCGCCCCUGAUGCCUCCGCACGGCUACAACGGGCCCCCUCGCCCACCCCCAUACGGCUACCAGAGGGUCCCCCUGCCCCCCCGGCCUGCACAGAGGCCCCCUGGGGUGCCCCCACGGGGACCCUUGAGGGGGCCCCUGCCCUGAACGCGGCUGUGACGAGGCCCCCUCCCUGCUGGGGACCCUCCUCAGUGUGUCCCCAAGCUUUCAUUUCCCCCCAGGCUAACAUUCCCUCCCCCAGCAGGGGCAGGGGGGUCCCCCCCGCUCCCACCUCCUGCCUUUCCCUUUCACUCUCCACAUCUUGUUCCCCGUGGGUUUUUAUAGUGAUCGUUUUCCUUCCUUUCUCACUUCUCCCAUCCAUGAAGAUUCUUCACGGUGCUUCGAAGAGGGUUUUGGGGUUUUUCUAUGUAAAGCAGCGAGCCCCCCUGUUGCCAAUAAAGCAUUCUCUGAAGCAGGGGUUCUCCUGAGA
Messenger RNA from Strigops habroptila (Kakapo), 2199 nucleotides. It is a transcript of the gene SF3B4, whose product is annotated as splicing factor 3b subunit 4. The record is from RefSeq and is a predicted model, not a curated record. The transcript has 6 exons. Bases 621 to 1877 code for a protein of 418 amino acids. Gene Ontology annotation, molecular function: RNA binding. Gene Ontology annotation, cellular component: nucleolus; U12-type spliceosomal complex. NCBI's taxonomy places the organism in Eukaryota, Metazoa, Chordata, Aves, Psittaciformes, Psittacidae. Gene Ontology annotation, biological process: positive regulation of mRNA splicing, via spliceosome.